AUGAUUGACCACCCGAGCCAAAAAUGUUUCAUUGCCAAAGCUUUUCGUCAGGCUGAAAAUUCGACGGAUUUGUGUAGAACAUCACAUUCAACUUCACCAUCUAUAAGUCCAAGUAAUACCACUGAAUUUAGUCCUAAUGGUACUAGGUCAUCAGAUACAGAUUCGGGUGAUGAUAGAUUUGAAUUUGCACAAUCGAUGGACGAUUCAGUAUCCGAACAUCCAGCCAGAUUAGUUCAGGAAAUUCGAGAAACUUUAAAUGAAUUAAGUCGCCACAAAAUACCACAAAAUUAUCGGCAAUUACAACAUCUUUAUUUUCAUCUACAAGGGAGAAGUGACCACGGUUAUAAAUCUUUUCAAAAACUUUGCAGAAGCUUCUGCCUGAAAAAGCCAUUCUGUGACUCAUCUAAUCAAAAGUUAUAUUCUUUGAUGGUUUCUGAUCUGAUAUCAAGAAUUAGCAAAUGGCUAACUCAACCUUGGAACAUUGUUGAUAAACCAGUUUGGUUAACUCUAUCAAAAAAGAGAGAAUUAGAGUACAAACAACACAAUAUGAUGAUAGAAAAGAUGUCUAGAACGAGAGGAUUGGAAAGUUACGCUCUUUUAUCAGAAAUUCAAAUAAGGCUGCAGAUUUUAAUAACAGAAUUAUUGCCAACUCGAACUGCCAUUAAUCUAACCAAAGAUAUUCAAUUUCUAGAAAAAGAACUAACAUGGAUAUUUAAUAUUAUAGAAGAAUUAGAAAGAAGAAAAUGUCCCGAACAUGCGUGAUUUUAACACCGUUGUAUGUGUUGUAUAACUGCUAAUAAUAUUGUAUAGAGAUCUAGGGGCUAUCUCUGACAUAGAUAACUAGUAACGAGAGAUUUUCAAAAGGAUCUUAAUCGAUAUUGAAAUAAUUUUUGUCUCCAUUGGAUAUGUAAACGGUCUUUGGAUAAAUGAACAGA
Messenger RNA from Ctenocephalides felis (cat flea), 935 nucleotides. RefSeq lists its product as uncharacterized. The transcript has 7 exons. Bases 1 to 762 code for a protein of 253 amino acids. NCBI's taxonomy places the organism in Eukaryota, Metazoa, Arthropoda, Insecta, Siphonaptera, Pulicidae. The record is from RefSeq and is a predicted model, not a curated record.